AGCUCAUAUAAAGUUGUCUCGUUCGUGUGUGAAAAUAUAUUUUCACAACAGGCGGCCAUCUUUAAUUUAGAAAUAAUUUAAUAGAAAAACGUGUGAAAUAACCAAUUUAAAUAUAUUGCAACGCGAAGCAAAACUGCAGCAGGUUCGAUAACUGUAAGGAUCAACGGCAAUCCACAACAACAUUUGGGUAACGGCAACAACGUAAAGGGAAACAUGGCAUUCCGUGGUAACCAGAAUCGUAACCGUAACUUUGGCGGUAACAACCAAUACGGCGGCCCAAUGGGCUCCAAUCGCAUGGGCAACAUGAACAUGUCACCCUGGGAGUCGCAGAAUCCCGGCGGUGGUCAAUUCGGCAACAACAUGCGCCAAGGUGGCGGCCAGAUGAACGCCCAGGCCAUCAACUUGGCCAACAAUUUGCUGAACAACCUGUUCAGAAACCAGAAUCCACCAUCUCUGUUGGAUCUGCCACGCGGUGGCAUGGGAAAUCGUAAUCAACGCGGCGGACCGAUGGUCAAUCGCGGUGGCGGUGCCGGCAAUCGUCUCAAUAAUCGUCGUGGCCAAGGAGGUUUCCAAAAUCGUGGCGUUACUAGUGGUCCCAAGCCCCCCCAAAAGCAGGGCGCCGGCGGCAUUCGUAAGCAGAAUGCUUUUGAUCGUGCCAAGAAACUUUUGGCUAAAAAUGCCAACACUAAUAAAAAGAAGGAAAUUACUCCUGGCGAAAAAAAAAUUGAGAGUAGCAGCAUGUCCAAGGAAUCACCGUACGCCAGUGUGCCCAAUGAUAUGUUCUACUGUCAUCUGUGCAAGAAGCACAUGUGGGACGCCAACUCGUUUGAGAAUCACAUCAAGGGACGCACUCAUCUGAUGAUGCGCGAGGGCAUUGAGGAGAGCUACCGCCUCAAGGCCAACAUGAUUCGUCAGGAGGCCAAGAUCGCCGAGCAGCUCAAGUCAAUUGAGUUUGAUCGUUUGAAGCGUAUGGGCAAGAGCAAGCAGCGUCAGCUGGAUUAUUGCACCAUGUGCGAUCUGAAUUUCCAUGGACACAUUUCGACUCAUCGUAAGUCCGAGGGUCAUUUGCAGCUGAAGAAGUUUUUGCAUCCCAAGUGUGUGGAAUGCAACAAGGAGUUUGCAACACGUAUCGAUUAUGACACUCAUUUGCUGUCCGCUGAUCAUCUGAAGAAGGCGGCUGAGAACAACACUAAGGUCGGCGAGCGCAAGCGACAGACUCUGCCCAUCAGCACCGCUGAGGAGGAGACACGCGAUCUGCGUCCACCACAGAAGCGCAAGAAGAAGCCCGUCAAGAAGGAUGGUGAGGAAUCUACCGAAGCUAAGAAGGAUACUGAGGAUGGCGCCGAAGGCGAGGAAGCUGAGGCCGAUGAGACUAAGGAGGGUGAAGAAGCCGCCGACGAAACCAAGGAGGGUGAAGAUCUCAAUGAAAGCCAGGAGGAGGAGGAGGUGGCUCUGCCCGUUGAUCCCGAGGAUUGCAUCCUUGACUUUGCCGAAGGCGAUGAGAUCCCUAGUGAGGUGGACACCCGCCUGCCCAAAUACAACUGGCAGCGUCCCGUUGGACCUGCACUCAUUUCGAAGCUGGAAUGCUUUGAAUGCGCUGUCUGCAGCAAGUUCUUUGACACAGAGGUCACUGCUGAGAUUCACUCGCGCACAGCUACCCAUCAUCGCAACUUCCUCAAGUUCAUCAACGAGAAGUCUAGCGACACCAAGAUUGCACAAAAGCGCGCCGCCGCUGCCAUUGAGGAGAAUGAGCGCAAGAAGCGCAAGGUUGAGGAGUCCGAGGCACCAGCAGCUGAGGGCGCUGCCGAAGAGGCAGCUGAGGGUGGUGAGGGUGAGCUCUAUGAUCCAUCGGAAGCCACUGGCGAUGAUGAAGAUUUCGAGAUGAAUGAGAAUGCUGAGGGUGAGGAAGAGGGUGGCGACGAAGCCGCUGGCGAAGAGAAUGGUGAGGAGAUGGAGGCCCAGGAAGAGGAAGAGGAGGAAGCCGAAGCAGAACCUGAGCCGGAACCAGAGCCAGAGCCAACUCCAGUCCCAACACCUGCACCCGUCGCCCAGCCAGCAACACCAGCUAAGCCCGAGCCAGCUAAAACUCCAGCCAAGGCUGCACCAGCAACACCCGCCGCAGCCGCCGCCACACCAGCUGCCACCACUCCAGCUGCAGCUGCACCUGCAGCUGCAACAUCUACUCCUGCGGCUGCUGCUACUCCAGCCGAAGCAGCACCAUCGCCAGCAAAGAAGCCCCGCGCCGUCGCCGCUGCUGCCGCUGCAGCUGCUGGCCCCAAGGCAACGCCGCAACGCAAUCGCGCGCGUGGUCGCUACAACCGGUACUAGAGAGGGCAGCAAUACCUGGGCAUAAGACACAAUACACAAUACAAUACAAUAUAAAUAUAUAAUUAACCAUAACUUAAUGUUAUGUAAACAUUAUUACUAUUAAACAACUUUUCACACAUUUUCGAGAUCCGCAAUGCAAGAGAUUUAAUAACGGAUUCUUCGCAUCUCAAAAACAAAAACAAACAAUCUAAAAUAUUUUCUUCUUAGUGACAUUUUCACCUCAUUUUGCAUAAACUUUUUGUAAUGGACACAGACAUGAAUCAUAGAUAUGGAUAUUUGUCCAGAUAUUUUGUCUCCGAUUGCAAUCAAGACACAAAUA
Messenger RNA from Drosophila innubila, 2647 nucleotides. RefSeq names its product zinc finger protein on ecdysone puffs (gene Pep). The record is from RefSeq and is a predicted model, not a curated record. The transcript has 4 exons. The coding region runs from base 214 to 2328 and encodes 704 amino acids. Gene Ontology annotation, cellular component: nucleus. Lineage: Eukaryota; Metazoa; Arthropoda; Insecta; Diptera; Drosophilidae.